AUGUACCGAAUACCGCAUUCCGCACUUUUUUUGUGGAGUUUGGCACUGAUACCAGUACUUGCCGACGCUGAUUUCUACUUUCAAUGGCCAUCAAGCACAUCGCAAUGUCAAGCAGUCCCUAUAUCUUGGUCCAUGGGUCAACCACCUUUCAAAGUUUGGAUAAUACCUGUUUAUGGACAGCCAUUCUUCUAUGACAUCUCAGAUUCUUACUACUCGAACAGAACAGGGAAUACGGAAAUUCUGCUACAGCUAGCCGCUGGAGUCAAUUACGUGGUGCAGAUGGGUGAUGCCAAUGGGAUAUCAACAGGUGGAUCGUCAGAAGUACAAACUGUCCAAGCGGCCAACGAUUCCACUUGCUUGUCAACAGCUUCAAGUUAUUCAGCUUCUCUAGAUUUCACUUUCACGGUUUCAGGUCAAGCCGUCCAAUGUGAGAGAGGAUUCGAAUUAUCGUGGACAGGUGGAUUAGAAUAUGGACCUUAUAAUUUCACUGCAGUUGCUAUGGAUCAGAGUUUCAACGCGUUUGACGUUCCGUUAGAAAAAGGUGUGACGAGUGAGAGUGAUUGGGUAUUGGAUAUACCUGCUGAUUCAAGAUUUGUGGUCAUGAUGAAUUCUGCACAGGGAUAUGGAAGAGGUGGAACAUCCGGGAUAUACUCGGUUUCUAGUGGAAAUGAUAGUUCAUGUCUUGAUAUGGCGCCUCAACCUACCGGAUCAUGGCCCAAUUCGAUAACGACAGGUUCUCUUGAUCCUCCAACUUUACCCGUCACGCAAUCAGCCCAUUCCGGAGCAGGUCAUUCCGGAAUCUCAGGAGGUGGAAUAGCUGGUGUAGUCAUUGGUGUAGUAGCUGCUUUGGCACUGAUUCUUGUUAUACUUUUCUUCUUGCUUAGAAGGAGGAGGAAUAGAAUCCAAGGCCAAAGAACUGGAAAGAUCGAAAAUUCUCAUAUUGAUUUAGUGAAUGAUAAUGAGAGCAGGUCGGGUCAACCUAUGGUAGAACCAUAUAGAGAGUUGGGAAGUUUUCAUCCUCCAGAAGGUCAUUCAACGACUUCCGAUUCAAAUACAUAUCUCGGAUCUACUUCAACUUCAAGAGAAUCACAAGCUGGAUUUGCGAAUCUAGGAGCUCCUACAUCUGGUGGAUUAUCAAAUUCUCAUUCGAUAUCAAAUUCACAUGCACAUUCACACUCGGAAUCUAGGACACCGGAAUAUGGAGAUAAUAGAAACUCCUUAUUGAGUGAAGAAGAUAAUGGAUCAUGGGUACCUGGUAUAGCAGGACCUUUACCCACAAAAUCGAACCCCUCAUCGCCUGGACCCUUAUCCAGUCAAUCACCUUCCCACUCCUUCAAUCGUCCAACAACGUCUCACAGUAACGACUCAUCCAAACCUUUUCCUUCAUAUAUAGAUCGAUCACCGGGACCGGGUCAAGGACAAGGACAAGGACAUGGACAAACAAGUGCAAUGAGAGUGGUCAAUCCCGAAAACCCAGAAUCAAUACCUGCUUUACCACCGGGGGCGACCCAUGAACGUGCGAACCCGCCUCGAAGACGAGCAGAGGGUCCUACGUAUAGAAGACAUGCGGAUGCGGGAAGAUUCCAAGAGGAGAUAGUUGAUUUACCUCCCUUAUAUACCGAAGUGCCAAGAGAUGGACCAGUUAGAAAUGUAGAAGAAUAA
Kwoniella shivajii is the source of this 1662-nucleotide messenger RNA. RefSeq lists its product as uncharacterized. The record is from RefSeq and is a predicted model, not a curated record. Lineage: Eukaryota; Fungi; Basidiomycota; Tremellomycetes; Tremellales; Cryptococcaceae. The transcript has 5 exons. Bases 1 to 1662 code for a protein of 553 amino acids.